UCCCGUCGUACCGUCGUCCGUCAUCCGUCUCCGAACCUCAUUCACCCUCCACCGCUCCUCCGGACGCCCCUGCAACCUCAUUCUCCGCCUUCGUCUUCCCGUCGGGGCUGCUUCCAAACCUCAGCACUUGCUGGAAAACGGCGCAGCGGCUGCCUCGUGGCACUUCACAAACCCCCUCCCACGCAGACAACAACUCACGAUGAUUCCCUGACCGCCGUCUCUCUCCCCCACUCACUCCACUGGAACUUCACCUCAUCUCAUCCAAUUCCGUCUCACCUUUUUACCGGGACCAAAGUGACCGUUGCAAGCCUCCUUCAGAAAGAACAUCCCUAACCCGGCAUCACCACCACCACCAAACACCACCAUGGCCUCCAUCCCCCAAGCCCUCUGGUCCGCCCAGAUCCCCCUCCACAUCAUCCACCCCUCCCACCCCAACACGCCUCUCAUCACCUCCCUGCCGCGCUUCUCCUACCUCGCUCUCCUCGUCCCACGCUGCUCCGCCUUCUUCCGCGCCCCGGUCUCCGCCUUCCACCAUGAGGACCUGCUGCUCCGGAACCUGCCCCUCGGCCUGCUCGUCGACCUCUACCAGCCCCCGCUGCCCUGGCGCCUCACCGUCAGCGACGGCGACAGCUGGGACAUUGGCGACACCUUUCUCAACUGCGUCAAGGAGGCAGACUUCGUCCGCUACGGCAACGCAAAACGCAUCAUGUCCCUCUCCAAGGCCGACACCUCGGCCCUCUGGAACGCCGUCCGCGACAACGACCACGCCUCCUUCGCCAAGAUCAACGCCCUCCUCCUCAACGCCCCGACGCCCCUCCGCAACGUGCCCCUGCGCGUCUACAUCCCCUCCUCGCCGCCCCCGCCCUUGUCGGCGCUGGCGGCUCCUGUGCCAGCCUCGCCCUCGCCGUCACCUACCCUGGACUCACCGCCGCCGCCCCCGGCUCCGGCCGCCGCCGCCGCCGCCGACCAGCCCCCCUCUACGGGCGCCUUCAAGGUCCUCCAGGCCCUCGUGCCCCCGACCGUCCCGGGCACCCGCUCCACCCCGCAGACGCUCGGCCGCGCCCUGCAGUCCCAUUUGCCGUCCCUCUUCCCCUCGAGCCGCGACCCGGUCCUCGCCAACGUCGUCCUCCACGGCUCGCCCGUGCCCUUCUCCGCCCCGCUCGAGGACCUCAUGCGCGAGGCCGCCUACCCAGAUGGCUGGCUCUGCCUGGCCGUCGUGUUGCUGUGAUGGUGGUGGUGGGGACCUGUACUUAAUGGGACUGGAAUGGGAGUGGCGGCACUAGGCGUUUUUUGGGAGUUUCAAGUUGAGGGUCUUCAUGUUUGGUAUUGUAUGGUAGCAGCGUUCAGUGUGGUUUGUAGACAACCCUUGAGAAGCAGGGGCAAGCAAGCAUUCUUCAAUACAGCACAAAUAAUUCCGUUACACCCUGUCUGUUUG
Molecule: messenger RNA, 1435 nt
Organism: Colletotrichum destructivum
Lineage: Eukaryota; Fungi; Ascomycota; Sordariomycetes; Glomerellales; Glomerellaceae
Product: Putative autophagy protein Atg5, UblA
Exons: 2
Coding region: 365-1228 (287 amino acids)
Biological process (GO): nucleophagy; C-terminal protein lipidation; cellular response to nitrogen starvation
Cellular component (GO): cytoplasm; Atg12-Atg5-Atg16 complex; phagophore assembly site membrane
Molecular function (GO): Atg8-family ligase activity
Source: RefSeq, a predicted model, not a curated record